Molecule: messenger RNA, 630 nt
Organism: Seminavis robusta
Lineage: Eukaryota; Bacillariophyta; Bacillariophyceae; Naviculales; Naviculaceae
Source: the annotation of a GenBank genome assembly
AUGAAGUACACUACCGCUCUUGUCACCGCCUUGAUGGCAGCUCCUGCUUUGGCGUUUGCUCCCAUUGCUCCCAACACCCGCACCACUGCUUUGAAUGCCGAAAUUCGUCCCAAGACGGAAAAGUCGGAAGAACUCCGAUUCGGAUGGGAUGGUACCACCGCUUUGGGAGGUGCCGUCGAGAAUGCCGCCCCCGCACGCAUGUUGGAAGAUAUCCGUGCUGCCGGAGAAACCAUUCCCGAUGAGUGCGAAAUCUUUAAUGCCAAUCUCGAAAUGGAUGCAUCCGACUUGACAUUUGAAGAUGUCAUGGAACUCAUUGAUACCCACUAUGAGUCGCAAUUGCUCGAAUUCAAAAAUGGUGACAUGCUCAACAAGCAGGGAGAAAACGAAGGAAGUGCCAAGAUCUUGUCCUAUGCGGCUCUGUCGAAUUUGGACAAGGAUCUUACUCUCAAGCUCUGGGGACAAUACUACAGAGACGUUGUGGCCAGCCCCGAUGGUGAUGAUCACCAAAACAUCCGCAACUUUAUGAAAACUGGAUGGGAGGGUGUUCCCUUUGAAAAUGGAAUUGCUCUCACCAGAAAGCAAGUCGGUGAAAACGAAUGGGAUGCCUUUGCCGAGAGUUGGAUUCCAUAA